Carassius carassius (crucian carp) is the source of this 1976-nucleotide messenger RNA. It is a transcript of the gene tsnare1, whose product is annotated as T-SNARE Domain Containing 1. Gene Ontology annotation, molecular function: SNARE binding; SNAP receptor activity. NCBI's taxonomy places the organism in Eukaryota, Metazoa, Chordata, Actinopteri, Cypriniformes, Cyprinidae. The record is from RefSeq and is a predicted model, not a curated record. The transcript has 12 exons. Gene Ontology annotation, cellular component: endomembrane system; SNARE complex; membrane. The coding region runs from base 136 to 999 and encodes 287 amino acids. Gene Ontology annotation, biological process: vesicle-mediated transport; vesicle fusion; intracellular protein transport.
UACAGAGUCAUGUGAUGUUGUGAGCCGGGGUUGAAUCUGAGAGGUUCUCUUGCGUCUGAUGUGAGUGCUAAGUGCUCUCCCAAGAAAAAGGACUAUUCCCAUUUGGCUGCUCAAGAAAAUAUUGGAGGACCCAGAAUGUCUUACGGAUCCAUUGAUGCGGGAUCUUUUGGAAGCAGAAAUCCGUUUGGUGGGCCCACAAGGCAGGGAUACCAGCCAGUAGCUACGCAAGUCAGUCCCUCAGAGCUACAAGACGUGUUUCAGGAAACCUCCUCUAACAUCUUCCAGAUCAAUGCUAACGUGGUAACGCUAGAGAAAAACCUUCAAUCGCUGGGAACAUCCAGAGACACAGCAGAGCUACGGCAGAGUUUACAUUCCACACAGCAGCAAACCAAUAAAGUAAUAACAAGCACAAGCCAACUUGUUAAACAACUCACUGACAUCAUCAGCGGGUCUUCACGGCAAGACAAGCUCCGUCUGACAAGACUCAACACAGAGCUAUCCGAUUCUGUGCAGCGUUAUGGAGACCUGCAGAAGAAAAUUGCAGAUCGUUCGAGGGCCUUGCUUCCUCCUGCACAAAAGGACAGGAAACAGAGCCUACAGACUCCAUUCAAUGAACUGGUUGAAGAGGGGCCAUUGUUCGGAGCGGGGGAAAGCGUUGAGGGUGAUGGUCAAGCAUUCUUGUCAGAGAUCAGUGAAGAAGAUGUGGAGAUCCUGAGGCAGAGAGAAGAAGCACUACUGCACAUUGAGAGAGACAUGCUGGACGUCAAUCAGAUUAUGAAGGACUUGGCCAGCAUGGUGCAUGAACAAGGAGACACCAUAGACAGUAUUGAAGAUUACAUUCAGACCACCUCAUCACAUGUUGAAUCAGCCAAUCAGGAGCUUGCAAAAGCCAGUCAUUAUCAGAGGCAGCUGAGGAGGAGGAAAUGUUUUCUGCUAAUCGCUGGAGUGCUGCUUCUUACUUUGCUUAUCAUCAUUAUUGCAGUCUCAGCCAGAAAAUGAGAGCAAGACCACAGAGAUCUCUGUUUCAACACUGCUGUGAUCUCUCUUCAACUUCCAGGCAAAAUAAGAGUCUGUAUGUAGAGGUCCACCUGCGCACACUCCCUUUCUUCUUAUCUCUGUCUAUACUUCUGUCAGAUUGUGUGUGUUUUUGUGUAUGCAUGUAUGGAAAUGUGGGUGUGUGUGAAUGUUCAUUAAAAGAGUCUAUUUUUAAUCAGUGCUUUGUACUGUAUUGUGCAAUUAAUUGCUCCUUACCUCUUCAAAGUGGACUCGAAUCAAAGAACAAAAUCCAAAUAGACUAAAUGUUGCUGUAGGCUUUUAUGCCAACUUUAAAAUAUCCUUUCCAUCAUCUAUCGCUGAUUCUUAAGUACAGAGAUAAAACUGGCUGUGGAUUUGCUUGCCUGUACUUAAUUUGGAUAUUAUACAUAGAAGCUGAAAGGCCGAGCAAUCAUAUCAAGGUUCUGAAAAAAACUUAUAAGCACAGUAAACGAAAUAGUACAUUUAUGUGAAGAUCAUCUAAAUUAAUUUCCAAGUCAAAAUUCUGUGUUUUGUCCCAUGUCUCAAGAAUCAGUCUAAUGCUAGUUCUCAUAUCAUCUCAUAUUGAUCUUUUGCUGCUUACACUGUUUUUUUGUUUGUUUUUUUAGGGUGCAAAUAUAUAAUCUGUGACAAAAAUGUAACAGUGACACUAUUUUUAGAAACAUUCUUUAUAAGGCAAUUUAUUUCUUAUAAAGAAAUAUAACCAGUGUAUAUUUCUCUUUAAAUAUUGUAACCUGCUGUCUGUGUUUAACAAAAACUUAUAUUAUUUACUGACAUUUGAAUGCAGCAGGUAGUCUACCAUUACAGAACACCUGUCGAGAGACCUGUUGAGAUACUAUUGUUAUCAUUUGCAUAACCAUAAAACCAUAAAUAGUUUUUUUAUACAUAUAAAAUAAUAUUUCAAAGGUUCAGUAUCGUCACUGCUCUUAAUAUCCAUUAUUUAA